UUUCCUCCUUAUAUGAAAGGCCAACAAGCCGUAUAUUCAUUGUUCCUAAAAGAGAAACUCAAAGAAAAGAAGCAAGCAGAAAUGGCUGAUUCUCCAAUAAGCAGGCCCCAGGGUCUGUUGACAUUCAGGGAUGUGACUGUAGACAUCUCCCAGGAGGAGUGGGAAUACCUGGACUUUGCUCAGAGGGCUUUGUACCUUGAUGUGAUGUUGGAGAAUUAUAGCAACCUCAUCUUUGUGGAGAACUAUUGCAUAUGUGAUCUUGUCCAUCAACAUGAGAAGACUGAAAAGGAUUCUUGUCAGUGUAAUGACCUUGAGAAAAUGCUUCAUGACUUCUCCACAUGUGCACUUUAUAGAACAAGUAAAACUACAGAAAACUCUAAUAACUACACAUGCAGUAAUCACAGGGAUGCCUCUGUUGACUCAUCAAACCCAGAUAAACAUGACAGCAUGCACACUGGAGAAGAUCCUUGUAAAUCUAAAGACUGUGAAAAAUCUUUGAAUUUGUGUCCCAACAUUACUCAAGAUCAGAGAGUCUACACUGCAGAGACAGAGCACAGACAGGGAGAAUGUGAUGACUACUAUGACUCAACAUAUAGUCAUUUACGACAAACUAUCUACAUUGGAGAGAAACCAUACCAGUGUGGGAAAUGUGGGAAAUGUUUCAGUACUGCCUCAAGCCUCAGUGGACAUAUGAGAAUACAUACUGGAGAGCAACUUUUCAAAUGUGGAGAAUGUGAUAUGUCCUUUAACCACCAUACAACUCUUAGAAAACAUCAGAGAGUCCACACUGGAGAGAGACCUUAUAGUUGUAAGGAAUGUGACAAGUCUUUUACUAGGUUCUCAUAUUUUAUAGCACAUCAAACAAUUCAUACUGAAGAGAAACCCUACAAAUGUGGAGAAUGUGGCAAAUCCUUUAUCCACCAUUCAAAUCUUAGAACACAUCAGAGAGUCCAUACUGGAGAGAGACCUUAUAGUUGUAAAGAAUGUGACAAAUCUUUUACUACAUGCUCGGACCUCAGAAAACAUCAGAAAAUUCAUUCUGGAGAGAGACCUUACAGUUGUACGGAAUGUGACAAAUCCUUUACGAGGUGUUCCCACCUCAAAGCACAUCAGAAAAUUCAUACUGAAGAGAAACCCUACAAAUGUGGAGAAUGUGACAAAUCCUUUAUCCACCAUUCAUACCUUAGAAUACAUCAGAGACUCCACACUGGAGAGAGACCUUAUAGUUGUAAGGAAUGUGACAAAUCUUUUACUACAUGCUCCAUCCUCAGAAAACAUCAGAAAAUUCAUUCUGGAGAGAGACCUUACAGUUGUAAGGAAUGUGACAAAUCUUUUAUCAGGGCUUCCUACCUCAGAGCGCAUCAGAAAAUUCAUACUGGAGAGAAACCCUACAAAUGCAAAGACUGUGAUAGAUCCUUUCUCCGGAUUUCUACUCUUAAAAUACAUCAGAAAGUUCAUUCUGGAGAGAGACCUUACAAAUGCCAAGACUGUGACAUGUCCUUUAAGCAAAUUUCAAAUCUUAGAAGACAUCAGAGAGUUCAUUCUGGAGAGAGACCUUACAGUUGUAAGGAAUGUGACAAAACUUUUAUCAGGGCUUCCUACCUCAGAGCGCAUCAGAAAAUUCAUACUGGAGAGAAACCCUACAAAUGUAAAGACUGUGACUUGUCCUAUAUCCACCUUUCAAGUCUUAGAAGACAUCAGGAAGUUCAUACUUGA
Molecule: messenger RNA, 1716 nt
Organism: Chionomys nivalis (European snow vole)
Lineage: Eukaryota; Metazoa; Chordata; Mammalia; Rodentia; Cricetidae
Product: zinc finger protein 54-like
Exons: 3
Coding region: 13-1716 (567 amino acids)
Biological process (GO): regulation of transcription by RNA polymerase II
Molecular function (GO): RNA polymerase II cis-regulatory region sequence-specific DNA binding; DNA-binding transcription factor activity
Source: RefSeq, a predicted model, not a curated record